AUGGUCAACAGAAUCGCUGCCGAGGUGGUGAACGACGCCAUCUUCCUGUCUGGCGACUUUGUGCCAGUCAAGGUGGUGCUAGAUAUCGAGGAGCCCAUAGUGAUAAGCAGCCUCAUUUUGACACUUCUGGGGUACGUAAUCACCAGUGCAUUUGCUCCACAGAAACAGGUAGAAAGCCCAUCUACGCUUGUUCCUGCCAAUGACUAUUAUCACCGGUUCUUGUUCAGAGCGUUUGAGCUCAAUAUCGACUCCAAACUCAAUCUCGAGAAAGGCCGGUAUGAGAUUGAAAGCCGGGUAGAGAUCCCAGAUAAGAACACGCUAUGUGAAUGCAAAAGGGUUGAAGUGCCAGAAGAGGCAGAAUUGGUUCCACCGCCUACCUUCUUGCUUCCACCUUCAUAUACCCAUGAGACCCAGAACGGUGACUUCAUCGCUGUAUCCUACCUAGUUCUUCCCCUUGCAAAUGAGGAUACGCUUGUAGACCCCAUGACCGGUCUCGAUCCCAAGAUUUCGUACUCACCCUGUCAAAUUCGAGUCAGACCUGCCAAAACCUCGAUACCUCCAGCUUUCCUAACAAGCGAGCAGAUGUACCUGGUCGAAGCACAAAUUCCUGGAGAAUUGGCCUGGAGAAUGCGGGUAGAUGCUUUUGGAGACGAAGCUGUUGUUCUCUCGCUUGGUCUGAGAGUUACUGCUUGUGCGUUCUUCCGUGCCUAUCCUAUGAAAGACGAUGGUGCUGUAAGUCUCACAAGACACAUCAGGCCCGGAGAAAUGCUCAACAGAGACGUGAGUUUUUCACUCGGGCUCUCCUUUCCAAGGAGAGUGGCUGAGCUACCCGAUAAAAUCAAAAUCCGAUGUCAGUUGGUGAAGGUUUCGCUCGUGGAGGAGGUGGAGUAUCCAAAAACCACAGAAAGCGAUGGCAAACUGCUGGAAUCAUCUACUUUGACAGACGUUUCGCUCACCACCUCGAAGGUGAAGACCAAGGAAAUCUUGGAUGAGGACCUCAAUGAGGAUAUCACCUUUGAGCUAUACCAUGUUUCACAACCAGAAGACCACAGUGGCCAUCAAAAGCACUACAUUUUUCAAUGUCCCCCUGAAUGGUUUGAGGUUGCUGUUCCACAAACCCUGACCACUUUUGCUACUGCUGUGUUAUCUCACCAAUACAAGUUGGUGGUUGAUUUCGUCUUUCUGACCAUCGAGGAGCCGCUGCACCGAAUCAGCGUCAGCGUGGAGUCAGAAGUGUUUAUCAACGACGAUUUUGCAAGAAAAGAGAGUUUCUAG
This is a messenger RNA of Candidozyma duobushaemuli, 1275 nucleotides long. RefSeq lists its product as uncharacterized. The record is from RefSeq and is a predicted model, not a curated record. NCBI's taxonomy places the organism in Eukaryota, Fungi, Ascomycota, Pichiomycetes, Serinales, Metschnikowiaceae. The coding region runs from base 1 to 1275 and encodes 424 amino acids. The transcript has a single exon.